AUGCCACCGGAGCCACCUACUUUCGAGCCCGCAACUUCCUCCGUUGUUUCGUUUCGUCCUACGGAUAACACCGGCUUCACCUCCAAGGAGCCGGUACAUGACCGGAUGCCUGAACCACCCUCCCGGAUUGCCAGUAUGCCCCUGACGGGUGAGGCUGAAGCCACUGCCGCCAGUAAGGAAGUGAAGGUGGUUGAGUCUGUUUGCCCCGUGGUCAGUGAAACGCCAAAGUUCUUCCGAGAUUCUCCCGAGGAAUCCCCUGUCGGGUAUGCAAUUCCUUCUGACUGUAAUUUUAGCAAUGUCGACUUAACUCGGCUUCUCUUUUUAAUAUUCACACAAGGUUGA
Dibothriocephalus latus is the source of this 342-nucleotide messenger RNA. The record is from the annotation of a GenBank genome assembly. NCBI's taxonomy places the organism in Eukaryota, Metazoa, Platyhelminthes, Cestoda, Diphyllobothriidea, Diphyllobothriidae.